GUUAAAUGCCGGUAGAUCCGAGUCAGUUGUUUUGCGCAUGUUCAAAGCUUCGGCACCGAAAUUUACUUGGGUGUCCGUGUCCCAGUGGCGAACGAUAUCAUUCGGAAAUUCCACCGUACGGGAUUUGUCGGUCGAUUUUAGCGUCGUGCGAACGUUGCGUCCCGUUGUGGAAAAUCGAAUCGCUUGACAGUGACGCGUGGCAGCUGAUCUUCCUCGCACGAUUCGAUAGAUUUAACGUGUCCCGAAACGGUUUCGUUUUGUCUACGAAUAAUUAUAACGGCGAUGCACAUUAAAACCGAACAGCUUAUAAGUUUAGUAGAAACCCAUCCAGCCGUAUGGGAUAAGACUUUGAACGUAUACAGAAGUAAAAAUGCGAAAUUGGCGGCAUGGCGAGAUAUCUGCACCCAACUCUUUGAUGAUUUCGACGAAAUGUCUCAUGUAGAACGUCAAAACUGUGAGAAGCAGGUUGUAAAGAAAUGGACAUAUAUUCGGGAUGCCUGGACAAAAGCGUUAAAAAAAUACGGCCAGCCCUCUCGCACCUCCACUAAACCUACCAGGUUAUACAUUCACCAUAAGCAGAUGUCGUUCCUAAAAAAAGUCACCAACUUCACACAGGGUAGUCACAGAAAUUUCUACAGCGAUGACGACGAAACUGUGGAAGAAAACGGGUUUGAUUUAGAACCAAACAGUGAAGAUGAGUCGUAUAAUGAAAGCGAGAAAGAUAUAAAACCAUUUAAUUUUGAGCUCGCUAAUUAUGUCCCAAGGAAUCGGUCAACGAGCAACGGUGACGAAAAGAUCGCGACAUUCAUAGAUUGUCAAACAAAUUUCGGUAACAAGUCCGAUGAAGAUCUUAACAGAUAUAUGUUGUUUUUUAAAAGCCUUCUGCCGUCAUUGUCAUUGCUUGAUGACGAUGAUUGUCUAGAGUUUCAGGGUAGUGUAAUAAGAUUGUUGCAGCAGAUAAAGUCCAAAAAGAAAAAGACAACUGGCCGGUAACCAUGAUAUGACUAGACAGCUCACUAUAAUUACAUUGCGCUAGUGUGCAAGCUGGAGCGACUCCAUUCAUUGUAUUUGAAAUAAAUAUUAUAAUGCUGAGUGCAUUACUAUUAACGCACCCUUUAUCGUACCCAUACGUGUUUAUCUUUGAUCUCUUCCUUGUUAUCAAUUGAAUUUUUAGUUAAUUGUUCUAUGUAAUAUUAAGGAAUGCACUUCUAUACCCCGGUGAUAACAUAUCGUGGUCUAAAAUUUAGUUUAUUUUUUUUACCGAAAUAUGAUAUCUAUCUCUAACGAAAGAGAUAGCUGAAAUUUUGGUUUGCAGCCUUUUAAUAUUAAUUAAUAUUAAUGAUUUCGACCUGUCACUAAAAUACUGUAGUGUUUAAUAGAUACCAGUUUUAUGCUUAAAUUGAGAGUUAUUGCAGUUCGGAUAGAUACAAAUUAAAAACGUGAACGUUUAA
Messenger RNA from Cylas formicarius (sweet potato weevil), 1451 nucleotides. RefSeq lists its product as uncharacterized. The transcript is spliced from 2 exons. Gene Ontology annotation, biological process: regulation of transcription by RNA polymerase II. Lineage: Eukaryota; Metazoa; Arthropoda; Insecta; Coleoptera; Brentidae. The record is from RefSeq and is a predicted model, not a curated record. Bases 283 to 993 code for a protein of 236 amino acids. Gene Ontology annotation, cellular component: nucleus; transcription regulator complex.